AUGGCUUUUAUCAAGGUCAUAAUAAGAUUAUUAUUAUUAUUACUGAUAAGCAGUAUUCUUAUUUGUGAUGGUCAAUUUUUAACACCUGAUCAAUUAAGAGAACAAAAUGACCUUGGCUAUGGAGCUCGAUCACAUUAUGAAAUGACUAGUGGUCGACGAACAGAUAUGUUCAAUCGUAUUAAUCCUGAUUAUUUACUUCGAGGUUUUUUUCCGUUCUGGUCAAUCGUACUCAUUUGUUUUGGACUUAUUUUUUUGACAUUGGCUGUUUUUGGGCUUAUUGGUUAUUUAUUAGGAUGUCGUCGACCAACACUUGAAGAACUCUAUGCAAAUGAAUUUGAACAAUUAACACCAGAUGAUGAAUUUUUAUUAGGUACUGGAGGUAUUUCAAAUAUGAAUGAUACAAAAAUAUCUAUAGAAAAUUCAUCAAAUGGAUUAUUUAAUAAUAAUCAAAGAGAUUUUCGUUAUGAAUCAUUAUUACCUAUUGAACAAACACGUGUUGGACAGAGUCAUGAAGAUAUGGUGUAA
Molecule: messenger RNA, 525 nt
Organism: Rotaria sp. Silwood1
Lineage: Eukaryota; Metazoa; Rotifera; Eurotatoria; Philodinida; Philodinidae
Source: the annotation of a GenBank genome assembly